Messenger RNA from Lottia gigantea (owl limpet), 1107 nucleotides. RefSeq lists its product as hypothetical. The transcript has 3 exons. The record is from RefSeq and is a predicted model, not a curated record. Lineage: Eukaryota; Metazoa; Mollusca; Gastropoda; Lottiidae. The coding region runs from base 1 to 1107 and encodes 368 amino acids.
AUGGUUUCCGUACAAAAUAUAUUUAUUACAGGGGAUAUAUUUGGUCCAGCUAUUGAUAAUGUGGCUCCAAAUAGUGAAAUGUACUAUGACAUUAUGGAGGUUACUAAGAGAUUUGGUACCGACCCAGAUAAUUGGCCAACCGAUGCUAAAGAUACAAUAGCAGAUAUAAAGAGCGAUCUUACCGAAGCAGCCCACAAACGUAAAUUGUUUAAAAGUUUGACGUCUGGAGUGCAAGGGAAUACACAGCCUGGUGGCUCUGUUAGAAGUCCUGCAUCAUCACCAUCAUCCGUCAAGGCAAGACGUCCACCCAAACCAACCAUCCUCGAGACAGUAGAAACUUAUUUUAAAAGUAACCAACAACAAAAUUCCGCAACUCAACCUAAAAAAUCCCUCCUGGAUAAACUAAUAAAUCAGUUUAAAGCUCAGCCCGCUGCCCCCCCUACUGCCAGUACUAGUAAUACAUUCCCUGUACUUCCUGUAGUUCAUGUUCAAUCUCAUCCAAGCGUCCAAGCACAAACUGGUCCAGUUGUCAGAACCCAAGGUCCUAAUUACUCUUAUAAUCAAAGGAACGAAGUCUCAUUUGAAAGUUUGCCGUCUCCGAUCAGUCAAAUCCCGGCAUCUGGACCAUCGCGUUACACGAACUACAAUUUUCCCUACGGUUUAAAUAAUAUGAGGGAACUAUCGCAACCCGUUUACCAACCAAUACCCACCAAUCUGGAUCAAACAUUCUACAACCCUUCGCAAAUAGUGCCUCAAAAUAUCGGUAACGUGAGAACAUCCAACGCUGCUUCAGCUGUACAGCUCACGAUUACCAACUCCAACUCACCUACAUAUAAUGCAUAUUCUCAGCAGUCUCAGCCCUCGAAUUAUUAUAAACCAGCAUUAGAAUCUAUGGCUAACAGUAUUCCGCCUCUAGCUUUUAACUGGGGUCGCACACCACCCCAAUUUGAUAACCAGAAUCCACCACCAAGACAAUCUUCUUUAGCACAAUAUUGGUCGCCACAAAUUCAACCAAGAUCACAGAAUCAACAACCAUCACCAGCACCAUUGCCUUCAGCACCAUUACCUUCAAGGCCGAUCUUCUCCAAGAUCAACUGGGAUAAGUAA